AUCCAACUCUCUCAAACGUUUAACUCAAAGAAAAAAUAAGCGAAUACGUAUUGAAGCAAUCUGACUCGGAGUGAGGCUUUUUCACAGAACUCAGAAUGAUUAAAGUGAUUUGGAAUGUCAUAAAGAAGAUUUUUGGAAUUUUAUUGACAAUACUCUCCCCACUGAAAAGACUAAUAUGCAGAAGAAAGAGACGUACCUCAGACACGAUUUUGCCAAUGUCGAACCAUUACUCAAUUCCGCAAGAUUUCAACCAAAUGCCUGCAAAUACUGAAGAAGAGUUUCAAGCCUGGGAUGACUGGGACUCGGAAUCAAAGAGAAUAGCGUCCAAUGGACUGGCGGGAAAUUCAAGGACAAAGAAGGACUCCCUGGAAGAAGAGGAUGAUAUUGAUUUCUUUUCAGACAUGACGCCAAGAAUAAAAAAGCAAAAAAAGGUUUAUAUUGGAGGAAAUACAUCAUCUUCUCAGUCCAAUGCCAAUAAAUUUGCGCUUUCUGCAGAUGUACCCAUAAAUCAUGGUUCAGAGCUAGGGUCUUGGGAGGACACAGAGAAUGCCUGGGGGGAGGAGUCUUUGGAGGACCUGUCAUGGCAGGCUGACGAAGCCAUCAAACAGAGCAGGAAGACGGAGCAGCAGAGACGACUACAGGAACACGCGCGACGGAAAAUGGAGAAAGAGCAGGCCCGCAGCAAAAAAGACAGUUCAUUCGCUGCCGUCAGGCUAAGCUCUUGAUGCUAUUUGAUUGCAGUGAGUUCAUCGUCAAACCCAUGUGUCAAACAUUCUUGUGUGCAAUGGUCAUAAUACCCCAAAAGAGAGGCAACAUUACAAAUGAUACAUAGCAUUUAUUGUGUACAUACAUGUAACUUGAGGCUUUGAAUUGGUUUGCUAUUUGAUAUCCUGUUUAAAUAUUUUUUUUAAAUUGUUUCCUGGGCAUAUAGAAUGAAUUGUAAAACACAAACUACUGGUAAAUUACUGGUACAAAAAUUAUUUAUUUACAUGUAUGUUUUGAUAAUUUUAGCUGUACCUGCUUGCAUUAAGGAAUAUCAACUGAAUGUUACAUGUAAUUAUGUAUACAAUUAUUAGUUAAGUUUUGCUCUGUUUAUCUACACUUUAACCUAUUAGUGAAUAAGAAUUAAUAUAUGAAAUGCAGAACACAUCUGUGCAGCAAUGUUAAAUUAUUUGUUAACUCAAUAGAAAGAAGAAACUCUUGAUAAUAUUCUGUAAAUAAUUUUGAACAGGGUAUAUUUAUUUACUGAAUUCAAGAAUAAGAUUUUUCACUAGAAGACAAAAUUUUGUUCUGAAGUUCUAUUUAUCAAAAGUCAAUGCUUUAAUAUCUAACAGUUAACGUUAACCUAACAACAUUGAUAAACAUUGGAGAACGAUAAAAAAAGAAAUCAAUGUAUGUUUAAGGUUAACAGAAUGUCAUUUACUGUAUAAAUAGAUACUGUAAAUAAAAAUCAUUGACUAGGGAAUGAGUUUUUAUUGCAUACUUGAUUUUAGACAAUCCUGCUCUAAGCGUGGAAUUCAUGGAUGGUGAUUUAAAUGUGUGAAAAAAAGAUUUAGGGCUGUUUAAAAUUUUUGGAAUAUUUUUAAAAAAAUUUAGGAUACUUUCUAAAGUUACAUGUUCAUGUAAUUAAUUAACAUUGAUCUGUAUUGUGUGAAAGGAUUUAUUACAUUAUAUAAACACAUACUACCAUGGUUUCAACGCUUCAUUUGAAUCUGAUCUCUUCCACAAGAUGUACAUGAAUAUUUCUUCACGAUAUUUAUCCGAUAGAAAACAAGUGACAAAUAUAAUGGACAAAUUGUAUGAUAAGGCCUAACAUGUUUAAUGUGUUUAUUGUGUUAUUUUAAACAUAAAUUAUAACCUAUUCUUGUUCAGUAGAGGUUAUCACUCUUUAAAUCUCUAGUCAACCUUUUUUUAUAAAUAUAGUAGAAAUAUUCUUACUUUGUAUAUUUAUUUACCUUCCUCUACAUGAUCAAUUGAAAAGACUGUCAUCUAGAACUAGUACUUGCUGAAGAAUUUCCUGGCAACCUUGAAGAAAUUGAGUAAAAGCCAUGAAUCCCCCCCCCCCAUUUUCCUCCAUUUAAUGUCAAUUAUUUGCUCUAAAAUUCAAUAGUUCAUUUCUUCAAAUAAAUUCCCUCCCAUUAUAUAUUUAUGAAUCUCUGAAUGAAAAGAAACUGUCAUAUAUAAGUAAACAUGUACUUGAAUGAUUUGUGUAAGUAUGAUGCAAUGUAUAUUGGAAUGAAGAUUAUAUUAUAUUCUGGGUUUAUACUGGUAAUGUGGUUGCAAUUUUGUUUUCUUUAAACGGAAAUUCCCAGUCUUGCUGAUUUAUAAAUUGUGUACUGGUAUAUGUAUCACUGAAUUUGUCAUUAAAAAUAUUUUAUUCAUUGUUUAAUACUGGUUUUUGUGCUUUUCUCUGUAUAUAUGCAUUUGAUAAAGUCCUUUAGCCAUAGCUUGGUGAAAAGUGCCAAUGAUGUAGAUUUUAUGAUGUUUCCUGGUCUGUACAAGUUGUUAUAUUUAUAUUACAAAUCUAUAUUCGAAGUCUGAAUUCUAACAUGACAAGCUUCAUAUAGAUACUAAAUGUACAACAUAUAUGAACAAGAUCAGAAAUUUUGCUGAACAGAUGAUAAUUUGCCACUGCAUGUUAACAAGUGACACAACAAUUAGUUUGACAAAGAGCAUAUUUGGGUAUUAAAAUUUGAAUGUUAAUAGAUACUUCUCAUGGAAUGUGAUACACAAUGUUUAAUUUCAAAAUAUUAAAUCAAAACUUUUCAUUAA
Molecule: messenger RNA, 2772 nt
Organism: Magallana angulata
Lineage: Eukaryota; Metazoa; Mollusca; Bivalvia; Ostreida; Ostreidae
Product: receptor-binding cancer antigen expressed on SiSo cells-like
Exons: 5
Coding region: 96-725 (209 amino acids)
Cellular component (GO): secretory granule
Source: RefSeq, a predicted model, not a curated record